AUGAGUUCCAUUUUCCACAACAGAAAUUUUGCAUUAGUUGGAGGAUUAGAUGAACAUAUACAAACAUUGAAAGAAAUGCUUAUAUAUCCCCUUUUAUAUAGAGAAUUAUUUGAUUCGUUUGGAGUUCAGGCUCCUCGUGGUGUAUUAUUUUACGGUCCACCAGGUACAGGUAAAACAUUAAUGGCUGGAGCAGUUGCUGCGGAAUGUAGUAAAUGCUGCAGCAGAAAAGUUUCUUUUUACAUGAGAAAAGGUGGAGAAUGUUUAAAUAAAUAUGUCGGAGAAUCGGAAAAACACCUUCAAAACCUUUUCACCCAGGCUUACAGUACUCGGCCCUCGAUUAUUUUUUUUGAUGAAAUUGACGGUUUGGUACCAACGCGUUCAGAACUACAAGAACAAGUACAUGCUAGUGUGGUCAGCACACUUUUAGGAUUAAUGGACGGUUUGGAUUCAAAAUCUGAAGUAUUUGUUAUUGGUGCCACAAAUAGAAUAGACAUGAUAGAUCCAGCUUUAAGAAGGCCCGGUAGAUUUGAUAGAGAAUUAUAUUUUCCUUUACCCCCCUUAGAAUCAAGGUUUGAAAUAUUUAGAAUACAUACAUAUCAGUGGAAAAAUAAACCGAGCGAAUCAUUAUUAUUAAAAUUGGCGGCGGAAUGUUCUGGAUAUUGCGGUGCAGAUAUUCAAUCUCUAUGUUCUCAAGCCGUCAUGCAAAGUUUCAAUCGUAAUUUUCCACAAGCGUUAGACACGACAAGAAAACAUCUCGUAUCUCUUAAAAAUGUUACCGUAAAAGAUGAAGAUUUUUGGGACGCAAAAGAAAAAAUCGUACCUGCAAGUCAAAGAAUAUACAUUUUACCAUCGAGGCCUCUUAGUUCUGACAUAGAACCGUUACUUAAAAGAAGUUUAAACGAAUGCAUUAACGAAAUUAAUAAAUCCUGUCCGUUUAGUUUCAUGUAUAGAAACGGAGGUGAGCCGAAAAAAAACAAAAGCAUGAGUUGUCCGAGAUUUCUUUUAUUGGGAGAAGAAGCACAUAUUUCACACGUGGCUCCAGCCAUAUUACAAUUUUUCGAUCAUCUUCCGACAAUAGUUAUGGAUUUGGCAAGCAUAAAUAACGAUCCGAAUAGAUUUUCCGAUUCUAGUUCGUUGGUACAUAAAAUAGAAGAAGCACGACAAAGCAUGCCAAGUAUAAUUUACCUUAGAAAUAUAAAUUCCUGGUGGAAUUUAAUUGACGAAUCUGCAAAACAAGUUUUAAUAUUGUCUUUUGAAAGUCUCGACAUGUCGAGAAACACACAAAUAUUCAUUUUCGGAACGGCAUCUUGUGCAUAUAACGACCUCUCACCGGAAAUUAGAAAAAUAUUUUCGAGUAAAAAAUGUUACGAAGUUACCGAACCACAAACGGAAGAAAGGAAAAAAUUUUUUCGACAAGUUUUAGUUGAUAAAAAUUUACUUCCGCCACGAAAUUCAGAAGAAUCUAUGGUUCAACCGUCAAAUUCGUCAAACGUAUCAACGACGUCGAACAAAAGAAAAUAUUUUGUCGCAGAAAACGAAGACGAACCUGCGAUUUCGUUAAAUCAAAAAAUAAAAAACGUUAAUUAUAAAAAUUUUGAAUUGUUUAAAGGUGGAAGGUUAAGAAGUGGGAAAAAUUUUAGAGAUUCAAAUAACGCAUUGACGACAAUAAAUAAAAAAAUAAAAUUAGAAAUUCAAAAUAAACAAAAUUGUUCAUUAAACGACAUACUUCCGGGGAAAAAUACGGAAACUAAAGAUGUUAUUGUCGAUGUUAAAAAAUUAGAAAAAUUAAUUGAAUCCGCGGUUAAAGUAACAGCAAAUUCAAAUGUUAAAUCAAUGGUUAAAUUAUAUGAAGAAUUGGAAAUUGUUUCUUUACGUUAUUCUACAAAGUUAGAUAGGACGACGUUACCGGAAGAAUUAGAAAGAGAAAUUAUUAUAUUUAAUCCGACUUAG
Pediculus humanus corporis (human body louse) is the source of this 1950-nucleotide messenger RNA. RefSeq lists its product as uncharacterized. Gene Ontology annotation, molecular function: chromatin binding; ATP binding; histone binding. NCBI's taxonomy places the organism in Eukaryota, Metazoa, Arthropoda, Insecta, Psocodea, Pediculidae. The record is from RefSeq and is a predicted model, not a curated record. Gene Ontology annotation, cellular component: nucleus. The transcript is spliced from 10 exons. The coding region runs from base 1 to 1950 and encodes 649 amino acids. Gene Ontology annotation, biological process: positive regulation of transcription by RNA polymerase II.